Molecule: messenger RNA, 1074 nt
Organism: Candidozyma auris
Lineage: Eukaryota; Fungi; Ascomycota; Pichiomycetes; Serinales; Metschnikowiaceae
Gene: FBA1
Product: fructose-bisphosphate aldolase FBA1
Exons: 1
Coding region: 1-1074 (357 amino acids)
Biological process (GO): gluconeogenesis; glycolytic process
Cellular component (GO): cytosol
Molecular function (GO): zinc ion binding; fructose-bisphosphate aldolase activity
Source: RefSeq, a predicted model, not a curated record
AUGGCUGAAGUCUUAAAGAAAUCCGGUGUCAUCUACGGUGAUGAUGUCAGAAAAUUGUUUGAUUAUGCUCAGGAGAAAGGUUUUGCUAUCCCAGCCAUUAAUGUUACUUCUUCCUCAACAGUCGUGGCUGCAUUAGAGUCCGCUCGUGACAAUAAGUCGCCAAUCAUCUUGCAAACAUCCCAAGGUGGUGCCGCCUACUUCGCUGGUAAGGGCGUCUCGAAUUCUGAUCAGACGGCUUCGAUUCAAGGCUCCAUCGCUGCAGCUCACUAUAUCAGAGCGAUUUCUCCAGUGUAUGGGAUCCCAGUGAUUUUGCAUACUGAUCAUUGUGCAAAGAAAUUGUUGCCAUGGUUUGAUGGAAUGUUGAAAGCUGACGAAGAAUUCUUUGCCAAAACGGGACAGCCCUUGUUUUCAUCCCAUAUGUUGGACUUGUCUGAGGAGACAGACGAUGAGAACAUCGCGACAUGCGUGAAGUAUUUCGAGAGAAUGAGCAAGAUGAAUCAAUGGCUCGAAAUGGAGAUUGGUAUCACUGGUGGUGAAGAAGACGGUGUAAACAAUGAGCACGUUGAGAAGGAGUCUUUGUACACCCAGCCUGAAACUGUAUUUGCGGUGUAUAAGGCUUUGGCUCCUAUUUCUCCAAACUUCUCGAUUGCUGCUGCGUUUGGAAAUGUUCAUGGUGUUUACAAGCCUGGUAACGUUCAGUUGAGGCCAUCCAUUUUGGGUGAGCAUCAGAAAUACGCCAAAGAGCAGAUUGGAACCGACAACAAGAAGCCAUUGUAUUUGGUGUUUCAUGGUGGUUCGGGAUCUUCUCAAGAGGAGUUUGAUACAGCAAUUGCUAGUGGUGUUGUCAAGGUCAACUUGGACACUGACUGUCAAUAUGCUUAUCUUACUGGUAUCAGAGACUACAUCUUGAACAAGAAAGAGUACUUGAUGACUCCAGUCGGUAAUCCUGAUGGAGAAGACAAGCCCAACAAGAAGUAUUUUGAUCCUAGAGUUUGGGUAAGAGAGGGUGAAAAAUCCAUGAGUGCCAGAAUUGCUGAGGCUCUUGAGAUCUUCCACACAAAGAAUCAAUUGUAA